Molecule: messenger RNA, 495 nt
Organism: Metarhizium brunneum ARSEF 3297
Lineage: Eukaryota; Fungi; Ascomycota; Sordariomycetes; Hypocreales; Clavicipitaceae
Source: RefSeq, a predicted model, not a curated record
AUGCCGAACGGAGAAUGUGUCUCGACCAACUCGCAUAGGGAGAGCGACUCUGACAUGAUGACUGCAUCGGUUGACGUGGCAGCAGCAUCUCCUUCUGUGUACACUGAACCGGGCAACCUUUACCCAUAUAUGGAAGUGGCCUCUUAUGCCCUUGAUAGUGAACUUUAUCAAGGCGGACAGGGACAGUAUGGUUAUGCAAUGAAUAUGUCUGACACCGCACAGUUUGAUGUAUCUCAACUGCUUCUGUCUCAGAUUGCAGAGGAGCACUAUCCCUCGACCACCACUGACCAGGCUGGGGGGACCUUUGCCUCGCUUCCUCAGGCAGAGUCCGAGGUUCAGUCUGCAGGCUACGAGCCACCUUCCACUGCUGCCGCUUAUCAGCAGGUUGGCCUCUGGCCUGACAAUCAGUCACCACGACCCGAGAGCAUUCUUCGGUCUCAUCGUUGGAGCAGAAGCCACCACCGCAGUUCCAGGUCCAACAGGUCCCGAGACUGA